GGUGAUACAAAUAUUACCUACAAUCAUUCAUCCUCGUCCUGUUUCGUACGGAAAAGGUUUGACUACUGCUAUCAAGUGAACUGUGAUUUUUGUUGCAUCCUAACAAAUGGUUUGUGUAUAAACCGUUUCCUGAGCUCCACUUCUUUUGCUCGAGCAACGGUUAACCGGUAAUGUUUGAAUAAUGUACACGUGGCGUAAAACUGCAACGAUGCAAGUUUGAAUGACAGGGGGAGAGACCGUUUCCCGUAUCCGGAAGAAGACAAAAAGUAUUACGAAUGUGUGUACGUCACUAUGUUCAAGGUAAGUGAGCAACACAGGAGGUGGAUUUCAAAGCGUAUUUUGUCAUAAAAGUUUGUAAUAUUACAUUUUUGACAAAUCGGUAAAGGUGGAAUUGUUCGAGCAGCGUUGCCUUUUGCAGCUAACAUAUGACGAAGAGAGGAAGAACUGCAAAAUAUAAAAAGAACUACUCCGUGGAUGUGUGAGAAAAGAUUUAAAUUUAGAUUCAAUGAAAGAAACCUACGAUACAUAUGUCUAAGUUCAUUGGAAUAAUGUAUAACAUACAUAUAUAUUUAUGUAGUUUAGUUCAGUUCUUUUAUCAUUUCAUAUACGAAUGUUUGCAUAUGUACAUGUGGUCAUGAUCAAUUUGUAUGAUGCACAGACCCUAACACAGAUCUAACACAGAUUUUCGGUUUUGAUAUUUAUCAAUAUGAUUAGAAAUAAUUCACACCUAAUCAUUGCUCCAGUUUGCAGAGCAAAAGUAGGUUGCAGUACUGUAUGCAGGGAGGCACGGUGGUGAAUAAAAAGCAAACUUGAAGCAUGUCUCUUUGAGUAGUUCAUGUUUGACAACCGAAGAGGCUGCGAAUACCAAUGGACAAACGUAAGGCAGUGAGUUUGCUUUUGCCGCUGGCAUUGGCGGUUGCCACCCACGGACAAGAAAUGUACCCAGACUAUUUGGAAACAAGCGUGCUCGAUCCACUUGCUUCAUCUGAGGAAAAUGUAAUGCAAGAUAAUGAAAUGCCCGGGGCAUUGUGGUACGGUGCGCCCUCCGGAUUCCAACUUUCGCCACCCUUCAUCGAUAAGACUUUGUCGGGCAGCUGCACUAAUGCUUCUACGAUCGUGUGUACCGGUUGUCGACGCGUUCGUGUCUGCAUUCCAGGAAUAAGCGAUCAGUCAUUGUUGCCGGAAAAUAAUUGUCCACCCUCAACGUACUGUCACACGCUCGGUCAGGGCAUGGGAGGUGCAUGUAUGGCCACUGUUGAUCCCUUGUUUCCAGAGUGCAAAUAUUCGGCAGGAUUCGGUGAAAAUAAUGGGUUGAUUGGUGGUAGCAACUUUGGUAUAUUGUGCACGGGGUUGGGAGUGUUUCCUGACCCACUGGAUUGCAGAAAAUUCCACUAUUGUACAUCCGUUGGAAGUUACGCGCGACCAUUCAAAUGUCCUUCCGAGUAUGUGUACAACUCUAAGAAAAAAACAUGCAGCAGAAAUACUCCAUGUCGUACAAUACAAUGUCGCCCGAACGGAAGAUCUAUAUUCCUGCCAUUUCCACAGGAUUCUAAAUACUACGCGUACUGCAAUUACCAUCGUAUCAGGAAUCGGUCAACAUUAAAAAAUAUAAUAGUGUACAAAUGCGCCGAAGGCUCGGAAUACAACGUGCUCUCCAAUAGCUGCGUGUUCAACUGUCCAAGGGAAGGCUUUUUAGCAAAGCCCGGGGAUGCUUCGAAAUUCUACUGGUGUCGAAAAGUGAAUGGAAAUGUGUUUGGCUAUGAGCAAGUGUGUCCAGGAGUGGGAUCCAUAUUUAGCCCCAAGCUUGGAAUAUGCUUACCACCGCCGGAGAUUACAACUACGAACAUCUCAUCAACUACGACGCCCAUGAUAAGUGAAACUAGGUCUUCUUCAACCACAACAACAACAACAACAACAACAGCCACAACACCAACGACGACCCAAGCACAAACUGAGAGCCCCUUAAUUCCCACCGAUGCAACAAUUGUUAUGGACACACCCGUUCAGCUACCUCCUUGGCCUAAAUGGCCUUCAAUUUCUGUAUCGUCGCUUUUGUAAGAAAUAAAACCAUAGCGGAGGCGGUAUAUAUAUAUUCAUAACUUGAGUUAAUAUCAAAUAAACAAUUAUUUUAAGAUGAAAAACCACUGGUUUUUUGCAUGUCAAACAACGACUUGGACAUGAAAAUUGUUUAAAUCGAUCUUUAACUAAACACAAUAUCCAAAAUGACUAUAAAAAUAAAAAGCAUUAUUAGGAGAGACUAUCAAACAAGUAAGACAAACAAAACAUCAAACAAAGAUGCAAAAAUUUUCGUUGAUAUUUCUGGUUUUCAGCGACACUCACUGCGUGCUAAUAACAACAUGUGCCAACAAAAAAAAAACUAUGAUGCUUUAGUUCUAUAAUGAUAAAGAUUUUACAUUGUCUUGCAUGAUGUUAUCAAACUUAAUCCCUACACAUCCGGGGUUUGAACAAAGCAUUUAUGUUUAAAAGUAGUCCCUCAAAUAGUUUCUAUCAACAGAAACCUUCCAGAUAUGUUUAAUGAUUUUUAAAAAUAUCAAUAAUUUUGAUAUUUGAAUUCAAAUCGCAAACUUUAAUAACAUUUUUAAAUUAAUUACAAAUUAUUAGCUAUUAAGUAAUAUUCUUCCACGAUUGAAAAUUCGUUGUUUGAGGACCGGAAAGCAAUACGGAUUAUA
Messenger RNA from Anopheles funestus (African malaria mosquito), 2690 nucleotides. RefSeq lists its product as uncharacterized. Gene Ontology annotation, cellular component: extracellular region. The record is from RefSeq and is a predicted model, not a curated record. Lineage: Eukaryota; Metazoa; Arthropoda; Insecta; Diptera; Culicidae. Bases 868 to 2058 code for a protein of 396 amino acids. Gene Ontology annotation, molecular function: chitin binding. The transcript is spliced from 2 exons.